This is a messenger RNA of Hyposmocoma kahamanoa, 1572 nucleotides long. RefSeq lists its product as uncharacterized. The record is from RefSeq and is a predicted model, not a curated record. The transcript has a single exon. The coding region runs from base 93 to 1427 and encodes 444 amino acids. NCBI's taxonomy places the organism in Eukaryota, Metazoa, Arthropoda, Insecta, Lepidoptera, Cosmopterigidae.
GCGGCAAGAUAUUAUUGAUUUAUUGUUGUGAACGGCUUAUUUAAAUUUAAAGCAAUGUGAAGAAGAGUUAUCAAUUCUAUGCGCGAUAAGCCAUGACCACUAAUGGUAACGGAGGUAUCUACGCGCCUCUGAAGCAGAUAUUUUCAGAUUCGGAUUCUGAAGAUGAUCACAAGUUCGAUAAUGAAGGCCGAGUUAUGGGCACUGAGGGCUGCAAUAAUGUGGAUUUCAACAGUGGGCUACACUCUUCAAAAAACCACAGCUUGAGCGACAUAGACGAGUUUAAUACAAACGUCAAUACAGUGGAAAGCACUAUGGAUAACGUAAGUUUCUUACAGUCGGAUGUCUCGAACAAAAUGUCGUUCUCGCGCCGCUGUGCGUUUAUUGCCUCUAUUUUUAUGUGCAUCUUCACUGUAGUGAUGUUCCUAUGGGGCAUACCUUGCUCGGAAGUAGGUACCUGUGUUAAUAGUGAGUUUCAAGAUAAGACAACUAGUUGGGAGCUUCCUUAUGACGAGAUAGAGCUGUCUGGGGCUGUACAAGUUGUGGAAGCGGCAAUACCUAACACAAAAAAUUUGAUAUUCAUUUAUCGUGGUAACCUCAUGCGACAACCUGAUAAACACAUUAAUAACAAUGUCAAUGGUGUAUUGCUCAUUGUUGGAAACUCCGGCAAAGUGGGCUGGUAUACUAGAGAAGACAGAAUACCUACAGAGAUAAAUUGUCACCUUAUUGAUGUGAACAGGGACAAGCAAAAGGACUGUAUUGUGUCUGGUUCAGAAGGGUUAUUGGCAGCCCUGAAUCCACUGUCAGGAACAUACUACUGGUAUAUUCAUAAACAUGGAAAAGUGUUCAGUAACCUUGCAGCUAUAGACUUCCCCAUUGUAAUAAAGGAUAUGGAUCAAGAUAAAGUGAGUGACUUGUUAACUGUGGCCACUGUCUUCCCAAACACCAAUCACAACUCCUUGUUGAUAAUUUCUGGAUCUUCUGGCAAUAUUAUUCGAGAUCCAAUCACCAUUGACGACUGUUUGUCAGUAAAAUUGCUUACAGAGUCUGAUACAAUCACAUAUAUCUGUAAAAAUGGUACUACAGAGGCAGUUCGUUUGAUUUCUUAUGAUCUUCUCAGUAGGAAAAAUCCAAAAUUUGAUCAAUCUGCAAACAGAAUUCCAUCAGGUUCUGCUGUGAAAAAAGUUAAUCUCAGUUUGAAAAAGAGCAUUGGUAACACAAGAGAAGUAUUUACUAAUGGUCCAGGAAAACUCAUAGUUGAGAACUCUGGAGAAUGUCCAAACUCAUGUAGAGUCAGUUUAAAACUGGUGUUGGAAAGAAAUGGCACUGCUAAUACUAGUUGGGAAUACUCUGCAAACCAUGUCUAUGCAAUGAGGCCAAGUUCCUUUGCAUUUGCCAAUUCUAUAAGAGGUUUUGUGUUAAAGUUAUGACAGUGGAACAGUGCACACCUGGCAAAGGGUGCAUUGAAAAUUGAUGAAGUAAGGUACAAUGUGCAGAAUCAGAGUCCAAAAAAUACAUUUGAUGUAUUCUACUAUAGACCCACAAUAAAUGUUGCUUCAGUAUCAUCAUAUAUAC